UCAUGACCCCAUCAAAGUAACAGGCCCAUCUCCAUCUAUAUGCAAAAAUGGUUAUGCCUCUCUUCUUUCCAGAUCAGAUGACUAAAAAAGUGGCAAAAAGAAAGAUUGAGUGAAUUCAGGAAGAAGCUUGAAAUUGAUGGACUGAAAACUACCUUUUUAAUUUGAUCCACCUUCGAUAAUUAUGUCUUCUCCACCGCCACUCCUAUUAAGCCAUUUCAUGCAUGUCCACAUCUAUUUAGUAAAUUCAACCUAUAUUUUACGGUUGGUAACAACAACAGAAAGAUCCAAAUGGCCUUAGAUUUUCAGAUUGACGGAUUCCACAUAGUGCCCCAAUUUUCCAAUGAUUUCAACUUGAGAAACUCCUUUCUUUGCCAUCUCUUUUUAACUUCUUCUUAUUAAUAAUGCACUGCUUUCCUUUCUACUCCGUCACCACUCUUCUGAGCCUACUAGCUAGCUUUACAUAUUUUCUUUCAUUUCCAUAUCUCCAUUGAGCAAUUACAGAAAGGGAGUUGCUAUGGGGCUUUCUAUAAGUGAAAUUUUGAUUGGAUGAUGAACAUAAAACAACCUAGUGGCGUACUCAGAAAAGCAAGCGAGUUGUCUGCUGAGAUAUUGUUUCAGAUUUAAGCAGAAUAUUGAACAUUUCUACCGAUAUCUGAUUCCUAAGUGGGUUCUUAAGAUCAACAAGCUUUGUGUUUCUCAGUACUUGUGGGCACCGGAGAAGUCCUUGAAGUGGCAGCAGCGCGUUGUUCAAACAUCAGCGUGAACAAGAGAAAUUUUACUUGAAAAUAAUCACUUCAACUGUAGUUUUACAGCAUAGGUUCAAUGUUCAAGUUUGUCGAAACCAUAUGUCGAAAUCGGUUGCAACUAUAGUUGGAGGUGCUGCAGGGGCACUUGCUUUAAUGGCAGUAUUCGUUGGACUUGUGUGGUUCUGCAAGUCACAAUGUAAAAAUGUUUCAAACAAGAAUUCAGAGACAGGUUCCUCAGAUCCAUCCGCACUUGUUGAGUGGAAUAGAGGGGCUGGAUCAAUUUCAGCCACAGGCCAGCCUCUAUCUGGAGCCCAUGGAGCACGGCAGUUCACAAUGGCAGAGUUGGAGCAAGCCACCAGGCCAUUUAGUGAAAGUAGUCUCAUUGGCUAUGGAAGCUUUGGUCCAAUAUACAAAGGCCUGCUUCUCGAUACUGUAGUUGCUAUCAAAAGGCGCCCUGGUCCUCCUCGACAAGAAUUUGUUGCAGAGGUUAAUCAUUUGUCAGCGAUCCGACAUCGCAAUUUAGUUAGUCUUCUGGGUUACUGCCUGGAAAAUGGCUCUCAAAUGUUGGUGUUUGAAUAUCUACCAAAUGGCAACAUGUGCAAUCAUUUAUAUGAUAUGGGGCAAGAGCCAUCGGCUAAACUGGAGUUCAAACAGAGGGUAUCCAUAGCUCUGGGAGCAGCUAAAGGUUUAUGCCAUUUGCAUAGUCUAAGGCCUCCCUUGCUGCACAAAAACUUUAAAACAGCCAAUGUAUUGGUUGAUGAGAACUUCAUUGCUAAAGUUGCAGAUGCUGGAGUCUCAACUUUACUUGACAAAAUAGAAGAAGCAGACCCAUCUCACAUGACUAAUGUCAAUGUUUUCCAAGAUCCAGAGCUAGAAGGACCCGGAGGCUUCACAGAAAAGAGUGAUGUUUAUAGCUUUGGCGUUUUUCUUUUCGAGCUUGUAACCGGACAUGAGGCUUCACAUAUUACCUCCCUGGGAUCUUAUGAAGCCUUAAUUGAAUGGGUCCGAUCAAGAUUGAGUUUAAACGAUUUUGUGGACCGUCGCCUGGUGGGAACUUUCACUACAGAUGGAAUCAGGGACUUGAUCAGGCUGACUCUACAAUGCAUGAGCUCUCCUGGAAGCAAGCGGCCAAAAAUGGAAAUGGUUAUGGUUGAACUUGAACGGAUUCAUGAGAAAGAAAUGGCAUUAACAACAUUUAUGGGCGAGGGAACUUCUACAAUUACUCUAGGUAGUGAACUAUUUACUUCAAAAUGAAAUAAGAAGGGGUCCUGUACAGGGAUUCAUAUGAAAGUAUAUAUUUAAACUAUGUACUUUUUCUGAAUCCAUUUCCAGUUGAAUUCAA
This is a messenger RNA of Mangifera indica (mango), 2088 nucleotides long. RefSeq names its product probable receptor-like protein kinase At2g39360. The coding region runs from base 846 to 2000 and encodes 384 amino acids. The record is from RefSeq and is a predicted model, not a curated record. NCBI's taxonomy places the organism in Eukaryota, Viridiplantae, Streptophyta, Magnoliopsida, Sapindales, Anacardiaceae. Gene Ontology annotation, biological process: protein phosphorylation. Gene Ontology annotation, molecular function: protein kinase activity; ATP binding. The transcript has 8 exons.